AUGGACGAUGUGAUUAUGUUGUUGUGCUGUUUCCGGUCCACGAAUGUCGCAUACAAUCUGAAAUCCCCUUACGCAUUUGUCAAUUUGAUUAAUUUUAUGUGUGAUAAUUUUGAUGGUCUUACGUCGGUUAAUGUUCGAUUGUUCUUCAAUGCUCCGGGUUACAAAAAAAUCUCAUUACAAAAUGACAUAGAUAUGCAAAAUAUGGUUCACCUUGCAUCCUCUUUUCGUUUACAACUAAUCGAGGUUAUGGUCGAGUCACACGAUGAUGUCAGUGUAACAGCAGACGAUGAUUUUGUGGACACCAUACCAAGCCUCGGCACGCGUGGAACCAAACGAUCUGUUCACCAGAUUAGCAACAAGCCUGAUAUUGAUUUGUUGCCAAACUACUGUCCACAUGAUCAUAUUGAAUUCAAGUACCUCAAAAAUGAUACAGUUAGAAUUACCGCUGCGUGUUCGUUGCGAGAGUCAAAGGGUUGCACAUGGUUGGUACAUGCGCGAGUUUUGGACGCUAAUGGUUUUUUCUACCUUCGCAAAUGGAACAAUGAACACAUUUGGGGCGUCGCUGUUCGUACAGUCAACAACUGCCGUUUGGGAUCAGACUUGGUCUCCGACAUCUUCGCACAUCGUAUCCUCGACAAGCCUUUGACUAGGCCUACUGAUGUUGCAUUUGAUUUGAAAAAAAAUUACGGCCUCGAAAUAAGUUACCGCGUAGCUUGGUUAGGUGUCAAAAAAGCCAGAGGCGAGUUAUUUGGGGCACAAAAUGCAUCUUUUGAUCAGCUACGGUGGUACAGUGGGGCCGUAACGAAACACAACCCGAGUACUUAUAUCAAUAUUGAUUGUGAUGAGCAUGACAACCGGUUUGAACAUUUUUUCAUAUCAUUCAAAGCAUGCAUUGACGGGUUCAAACAUUGCCGACCAUUACUUUUUCUAGAUGGCACUUUCUUGAAGGGGAGGUUCAAAGGGAAUUUACUUGCUGCUACAUCUAAGGACAGAAACCGAGGAUUGUUUCCAGUCGCAUUUGCAAUUGUCGGGGCAGAAAACGCAACAAACUGGUCAUGGUUUUUGCAACAUCUUCGUAAUGCGCUCGGUGAUGACAGAACGUUUACAUUCAUAUUAGAUCGGCAUGUUGGCCUCAUGGAGGCAAUGCCCAUUAUCUUCCCAAAUGCUCACCACGCGUUUUGCAUGCAACACCUUCAGAGGAACCUUACAGACAAACUGAAAUAUAUGAACAAUUUCCAUCGGAUUGGGUUGAUCACCAAGUUUAACAACUGCGCUUACGCACCGACUGUUACUGCAUUUGAAGAGAUGGUAGAAAAGUUCACCAAUUCCGAUAAGAAAAUUGCAAUCGAUUUCUUCAAAAAUCUACCCCCACAACAUUGGGCAAAUGCUUAUUUCAGGUCCGUACCUUUACAUGUUCCACUUGUAUAUGAACAGUACAAAACAUUGACCGCGUCGUGUUACAUUAAAUUAUCUACACUAAUGCCGCUGUUAUAUUAUGAAACACAUUGCAAUACAGAGGUAACUGGUACGGCAAGAUGUCCUCCAAUGCCGCCGAAUCCUUCAACAACUGAAUUUUCGAGGCACGUCACCUCCCGAUAACCCGUUUGGUGGACAGUAUAAGGGCACAAAUAAUGCGACAAAUGUCAACCAGGCGGGAAACGUCACAAAAAUGGCAUGGUCUGUUAUGCCCAAAAAUGGAAAAACUCCUAGAAAAGUCAUACAAUGAUGGGAGGUCAUGGACUGUAAGCCAAUCAAGCCCCACCGUGUACGAGGUACACUCACACCCGUCCGUAAUGGUCGAUGUUGACAGCCGCACAUGCUCGUGUUUCCAGUGACAGAUUAACGAGUUCCCAUGCUCACAUGCCAUUGUUGCCGCUCGGAAAAGUUGACAAGAUUUGUACACAUUAAUUGAGCCUUACUUCUAUGCCUCAGAAUAUCGCUUGUCAUACAGCCCAACGAUUACACCAAUUCUAACAGUGGAACAACUACCCAUCGACACACACAAUUUGAUCAUACUGCCACCUGCUGUCAAACGACCACCUGGCAGGCCCAAGAAGAAGAGGAUACCGUCACGCGGUGAGGAAGUCCAACCAAUACGUUGCAACAGGUGCGAUCGCAUUGGACACCACAACCGAAAGACCUGCAAAGAACCGAUAUAGUAGAUCAACCCAAUCAUGUGGAAACACACUAUUUGACACUUUUAUUACUUUACUUUUCCCAGUUAAUAAUCAUGGGUUACACAUAUUCUCCAUGUAUGCAUUUAAUUUCCAAGUACUUUCCGCAUUACUUUAUUUUUCCCAGUUAAUAAUCAUGGGUUACACAUAUUUCCCAUGUAUGGAUUCAAUUUCAAAGUACUUUUCGCAUUGUGGACAAUGUUCCAUAACAGUGCCCCAUUCAUAAUGUAG
Messenger RNA from Camellia sinensis, 2405 nucleotides. The record is from RefSeq and is a predicted model, not a curated record. Lineage: Eukaryota; Viridiplantae; Streptophyta; Magnoliopsida; Ericales; Theaceae.